GAAGGAACAUAGUUCCCAGUGUUUGUGUCCUUUACAGCCCGGGCCGACACGACACGCUCCCCGGGCAUGGUGUGUGGCGUCCCUUAUCGCAGCGAUAAGUGGAUUUCUGACAUGUCGGUGACGGGUGGCUCCCUGUGAGAUGACGGUCCUGCUGUAUUUCAUAUCACGCGGUGGAACAACGGGGACGACAUGAUCUCAUGGAGUUCACAUGCGUUAUCUGGCGUGGCGAGGGCUUGUGGGUCUGGAGUGGGUGCCAUGAGAUGACUUGGCGCUUGACAGUUAGGAAGGACGGACAUAAGCGAGGAGAGUGUCUUCUGCAUUUGGUCCAAUCGAAUGUGAACAAAGAAGGUUUUCUUGGUGUUAAAGGGGUAAAGGGGUCAGUCGCUGGCGCUGCUCCUGAGGAAAACGUCAAACUUUUUCGGGCUGGUGGAUGAUAUUUCUGGACGUGGCUGAAGUUGACCCUGAUUCUCGUGCCUCAGAAACAUGGAUACCUACCCAGUCCUUCCAAAGCGCCUCCCCCAUCCCUGUCCCCCACCCCUGUCGCUCUUGCGUGUAAGCGCCGGCAGCCUUUAAUGUCUACCAAAUUAUCUUUGCGCAGGAGCCAGAAGCCUAAAGCUGUGUAACUUAGUUUCCGGAUAGGAAUACCAUCACUCUGCAUUCCCUGGCUGGAUAGUGUGACACACAUUGGGCCUCUGUAUCCUCUCUUCCACCCGCUUCUAUCCCUCCGAAUGCCAAGAUGGUCGCCCUGCUCCCUCCCACAGGCACCGAAGUGUUUCGCCGCUUCACCCUUGAGUCGCUGGCGGAGAUCGAGAGGCGGAUGGCCGAGGAAGCAGAGGAGCAGGAGAGAAAAAAGGCCCUGAACAUUGAGGUGGCAGAGGAGGACCUGCCAAAGCCAGCCGUCGACCUGGAGGCCGGCAAGGCCCUGCCAUUCAUCUACGGAGACCCGCCACCUGAGCUGUUCAACACGCCCCUGGAGGAACUGGAUCCUUUCUACAAAUCACACAAAACCUUUAUUGUCAUCACCAAAGGGAAUACAAUAUUCAGGUUCAAUGCUGAGCCUGCCUGCUAUAUUCUAACACCCUUCAGUAUUCUCAGGAGAGGAUCCAUCAAAAUUCUCAUACAUUCAUUAUUUAGCAUGUUCAUCAUGUUAACGAUCAUGUCCAACUGUGUGUUCAUGACGAUGAGUGACCCUCCGGCAUGGAGUAAAACUGUUGAAUAUGUUUUCACUGGUAUCUAUACCGUUGAGGCAACAGUUAAAGUGUUUUCCAGAGGCUUCUGUGUUGGAGAUUUCACAUUCCUUCGAGAUCCAUGGAACUGGUUGGAUUUUAUGGUGAUCAGCAUGGCGUACCUCACAGAGUUCGUUGACCUGGGCAACGUGUCUGCCCUCAGGACGUUCCGUGUGCUCCGAGCCCUAAAAACAAUCACUGUAAUUCCCGGUCUGAAAACCAUUGUGGGCGCUUUGAUCCAGUCGGUGAAGAAGCUGGCUGAUGUGAUGAUCCUGACAGUGUUCUGCCUGGCUGUGUUCGCUCUGGUCGGCCUUCAACUGUUCAUGGGAAACCUGAAGCAGAAGUGUGUUUACUGGCCCCCUGUGGAAUGGCGUUUGAACUCUACCGACAUGGACAACAUCACUAUGGCCUUCAACGACACCGAUGGUUUUAAUGACGUCACGGGCUACAGUGGCACAAACAGCAGCAACAGCACGUGGGACUUCAAGGCGUACAUCGACGAUAAAGUGAACCAUUACUUCCUUCCUGGAAUGUUAGACCCUCUUCUUUGUGGAAACGCUUCUGAUGCUGGAAAUUGCCCUGAAGGAUACACGUGUAUGAAGGCCGGAGGGAAUCCCAACUAUGGAUACACAAGCUACGACAGUUUUGGAUGGGCCUACCUUGCCCUAUUUCGGCUUAUGACACAGGACUUCUGGGAAAAUCUAUUCCAGCUGACUCUUCGCUCAGCAGGGAAAACCUAUAUGAUUUUCUUUGUGGUGGUGAUCUUCCUGGGCUCGUUCUACCUGAUCAACCUGAUCCUGGCUGUGGUGGCCAUGGCGUAUGCGGAGCAGAACGAGGCCACCAUGGCCGAGGCCAAGGAGAAGGAGGAGGAGUACGCCAUGAUCAUGGUGCAGCUGAAGGAAAGGAGAGAAGCGGAGGUCAAAGAGAGACAUGACAGGCAUCAUGAACACCAUGAACACGCUGAAGUUGCUGGCAGUCAGACGUCACUGUCCAGUAGAACGUCUAAGAAAGAGAAAGGUGAAAUGGCAGAUCAAGAGGUCGCUGAUGAUGAGGCGUGUACGUCCUCCAGCCUUUAUAGCGAGGCUAUAAAGGACUCCAACGGAGGCCUCGUGAUCAGUCCCAACGCCAACAAGGUCCUGGCAGACCAGGAGUCUGCUGUUGUGUUGAAGAGGGCCAGUGAUCCCAAGGGGAGCGAGGACCAGCUGGAAGUAGUAGGCCUGCAGAGGAAGACACCCAGUUCAUCCAGUGUUUACAGCCAAGAUGCCAUGGACGAUUUGGAGGAGGAACUGAGACCUUGUCCGCCUUGCUGGUACAAGUGUUCAGACAUAUUCCUGAAAUGGAACUGCUGUGUGCCCUGGGUGACUUUCAAGAAGUGGAUGUACUUCAUAGUGAUGGACCCAUUCGUGGACUUGGGUAUCACCAUCUGCAUUGUGCUCAACACCAUGUUCAUGGCCAUGGAGCACUACCCCAUGACACCAGCGUUUGAAGAAGUGCUGAGUGUGGGGAACUUGGUCUUCACAGGAAUCUUCACAGCAGAGAUGGUGCUGAAGCUCUUCGCCAUGGAUCCGUACUACUACUUCCAGGUCGGGUGGAACAUCUUCGACAGCAUCAUUGUGACAAUGAGCCUGGUGGAGCUGGGGCUGGCCAACGUCGAGGGUCUGUCCGUGCUCCGUUCCUUCCGUCUGAUGCGUGUUUUCAAGCUGGCCAAAUCCUGGCCCACACUCAACAUGCUAAUCAAGAUCAUCGGUAAUUCAGUGGGCGCACUGGGUAACCUCACCCUGGUCCUGGCCAUCAUCGUCUUCAUCUUCGCCGUGGUGGGCAUGCAGCUCUUCGGCAAGAACUACAAAGAGUGUGUCUGCAAGAUCUCCUUGGACUGCGAGCUGCCCCGCUGGCACAUGCAUGACUUCUUUCACGCUUUUCUCAUCAUCUUCCGGGUGCUGUGCGGAGAGUGGAUCGAGACCAUGUGGGAGUGCAUGGAGGUGGCCGGACAGGGCAUGUGUCUCGUCGUCUUCAUGAUGGUCAUGGUCAUCGGUAACCUAGUGGUGUUGAACCUCUUCUUGGCCUUGCUGCUGAGCUCGUUCAGCGGUGACAACCUGGCGGCUCCAGAGGAGGACGGGGAGAUGAACAACCUGCAGAUCGCCACCAGCAGGAUCACCAGGGGCAUCGACUGGGCCAAGGCCUACGUCAUCGAGCAGGUCUGGAUCAUCAUCGGGAAGCAGCCUAAGGAGGAUGGAGACGGGGCUGACGGUAAUGGGGGUAGUAACGGGGAUGUGGACGGCCUCCCAAAGGAUAGCUUGGCUUUGAAAAAUGUAAACUCCAGUGACAACCCAAAAGCUGAUUUAGAGCUUAAAAUGCUGGACGUUUGGAUAGACGACGUUAACCCAAGUGGAUUUCUUACAAAUUACAAUUUGACCCUGGAUGUGCCUAUUGCCAAAAUGGAGUCGGAUGAUGACGAGGAUGACUGCUCUGAAGAGGAAGAAGGAGAAGGCGCAAAUGGAAACGCUAAAGAGGAUACUGAGUUAAAGAAACCUAUUGCACCGGACAACGCCUCUUCAAUAUGCAGCACAGUGGACAAUCCCCCUGAAGUGGAGGAAGAGGAGGAAGAAGAGGCAGACCCCACCAGCCCUGAGAACUGCUGGACCGAGAAAUGCAUUGGGCGAUGCCCUUGCCUUGAUUUUGACAUCACCACGGGCAAAGGGAAGACUUGGUGGAACUUCAGGAAGACAUGCUUCCUCAUUGUGGAGCACAACUACUUCGAGACCUUCAUCAUCUUCAUGAUCCUGAUGAGUAGUGGAGCUUUGGCUUUUGAAGACAUAUACAUUGAACAGCGCAGGACCAUAAAAAUCAUCCUGGAAUAUGCUGAUCAAGUCUUCACCUACGUGUUCAUUAUUGAGAUGCUCCUGAAGUGGGUGGCUUACGGAUUCCAGGCCUACUUCACAAACGCAUGGUGCUGGCUGGACUUCCUCAUUGUGGAUGUGUCUUUGAUUAGCUUAACGGCUAACAUCCUGGGCUAUGCUGAACUUGGACCAAUCAAAUCUCUUCGAACUUUAAGGGCUUUGCGGCCCCUCCGCGCCCUGUCCAGAUUUGAGGGAAUGAGGGUGGUGGUGAACGCUCUGGUGGGGGCCAUUCCUUCCAUCUUCAACGUGCUUCUAGUGUGCCUCAUCUUCUGGCUCAUCUUCAGCAUCAUGGGAGUCAACCUGUUUGCUGGGAAGUACUACUACUGCUUCAACACCACGUCUGAGGAGAGGUUCUCUGCUGACGUUGUGAACAACAAGACCGAAUGCUUCCAGCUAAUGGAGGGUAAUGACGACGUGCGCUGGAUGAACGCAAAGGUCAACUAUGACAACGUGGGCAUGGGCUACCUCUCCCUCCUGCAAAUAGCAACGUUUAAAGGAUGGAUGGAUAUAAUGUAUGGCGCUGUGGAUUCACGUUCUGUGGAAGACCAGCCCAUAUAUGAGGAUAAUGUUUACAUGUACAUCUACUUUGUCAUAUUCAUCAUCUUUGGGUCCUUCUUCACCCUGAAUCUCUUCAUCGGUGUCAUUAUCGACAACUUCAACCAACAGAAAAAGAAGUUUGGAGGGAAAGACAUUUUCAUGACAGAGGAACAGAAGAAAUACUACAAUGCCAUGAAAAAGCUUGGUUCCAAGAAGCCACAGAAACCCAUUCCCAGACCCCAGAACAAAUUCGCAGGCCUUAUUUUCGACCUGAUCACCCAACAAUUCUUCGACAUCUUCAUCAUGGUGCUGAUCUGCCUCAACAUGGUAACGAUGAUGGUGGAGACGGACGGCCAGAGCAGGGAGAAGGAGGAUAUACUCUUCCUCAUCAACCUGGUGUUUAUCAUCGUCUUCACCACAGAGUGUAUCCUCAAGUUGAUCGGACUGCGGCAAUAUUUCUUUUCCGUCGGCUGGAAUAUUUUUGAUUUUGUCGUAGUCAUUCUCUCCAUCGUUGGUUUACUGCUGGCGGACCUCAUAGAGAAGUAUUUUGUCUCACCUACCCUUUUCCGUGUCAUAAGACUGGCCAGGAUUGGUCGAGUUCUGAGACUCAUCCGAGGAGCUAAAGGCAUCCGGACACUGUUGUUUGCCCUGAUGAUGUCACUUCCUGCUCUCUUCAACAUUGGGCUCCUGCUCUUCCUCAUCAUGUUUAUCUUCUCCAUUUUCGGAAUGUCCAACUUUGCGUAUGUCAAGAAGGAGGCCGGAAUAGACGAUAUGUUCAAUUUUGAAACUUUUGGCAACAGUAUAAUUUGUCUGUUCAUGAUCACAACCUCAGCCGGUUGGGAUGGUCUCCUCUCACCCAUUCUGAAUAGUAGACCUCCGGACUGUGACCCGGACGUGGAAAAUCCCGGCACAGAUGUAAGAGGCAACUGCGGCAGCCCUGGUUUGGGAAUUUGUUUUUUCUGCAGCUACAUCAUCAUGUGUUUCCUUGUUGUGGUCAACAUGUACAUUGCCAUUAUUCUCGAGAACUUCAAUGUGGCCACAGAGGAGAGUGGCGACCCGCUGUGUGAGGAAGACUUCGAGAUGUUCUACGAGACCUGGGAGAAGUUCGACCCUGACGCGUCACAAUUCAUCACCUAUGACAUUUUGUCGGAGUUCUGUGACACGCUUAAAGACCCGCUCAGGAUCCCCAAACCCAACGCAAUCAAGCUGAUCACCAUGGACCUUCCCAUUGUCCCUGGGGAUAAGAUCCACUGUCUGGACAUUCUGCUGGCGCUGACCACAGAGGUGCUGGGAGAGUCAGCGGAGAUGGAUGCCAUGAAAGAAAGCAUGGAGGAGAAGUUCAUGGCCAACAACCCCUCUAAAGUGUCAUACGAGCCAAUCACCACCACCCUGAGGCGAAAGCAGGAGGAGGUAGCAGCUGUUGUUAUUCAGAGAGCCUAUCGUAAGCAUCUGCUGAGACGUUCGAUGAAACUCGCUUCCUACAAGUACCGCGAGAAGAAAGCGUUAACCAAGGAGGACGAAGCGCCGCCAGAGACGGAGGGAAUGAUUGCCAUCAGGAUGAACAAACUGUAUGGAAGCCAACAAUCCCUCGGAGUGGAUGACACCGUUGUAGAUAUGGAUUCUCAUGAAAAACGGGAGAGCAACGAACUGACAGAGACACAACCUCCUGUGGAGACCGCUGAAGAGCCGCCGCCUGUGGAGCUUCAGAACGAGAUCCUCUUGCACUCUGCCCCCUUUGUCAUCCCUGUCUCAAUCCGUAACUCACAGCUGAAAGAGUCCGAUGUUUGAAUAACUAGUGCAACCAAUGGAUAAACACCGCAUCAUCACGGUCUUCUGUCUUUGACGAUGAGACUGCUUGUUCGUCUCCAAAGUCCAACUUUGGUAUGUUUGGCUUGGGUCAGAGACAAGGUUGUCGCUAACUAAGACUGAGGGACACAUUGAGCCCAGCCCACUGAAUCAAAGAGAUGAUGAUAUAACGAAUAUAGCAGUCAAUUUAAUUGAUGUUGAUGAUGAUAACCUGGAAUGUAUUGACUGAGAAAUCCUAGCUAUUGUUGGCAAGACAAUCACCAAAGCCUGAGCUGAAAGUUUUGGGCCCAUUUAUGGAUGUAAGCCCAGUUGUGGUAACAGACCCCUUGUAAUAUAUAGUUCAGAAUUAAAUAACCUAAGAGAUAGGUAGCAAUGUGUAAGAUAAUAAUAAGUCAAUAAAACUCCAUCUCACAAAAAUAUACCUUUCAGUCCCCUGAAAGUAAUUUAAUAAAUAUGUUCCUUUUCGUAUUUUUAUGCCUUUUUUUAUUCAAGAUGUAUUCUUCAAAUCAAAUCUGCACUUGCAGUAUUAAAUUGCAACAAAAAAGGCCAACAAUAUUCUCAGCUGUAUCUUCAAAGUUUAAAUAUGACUCCAAAAACAAGAUUCUCAAAAAGUAUGAUAGUUUUUUCAUUUGGAAUUAUGACUUUCGGUACAUCUGUCAUUUUAAUCUAAACUUUUAUUACUGCCCUAGCAUUUUCCAAAUACCGGUACAAGAAGGUCAAAUAAAAAUGUCAAAUAUAUUUUUCAGUGAAUACAAUUGUAUUUUGAAAAGUUAUUAUUUGUUUGGUUUGACGUAUUUGGCCAACACUUUUGUGUGUUCAUUUUAAGGUAUUAAAGCAAAUACUCACACUGGGAUGUACAGUAUAUACAAAGUAUUUUAUAAUUUUUUUACCCAAAAUAUAUUUAAUAAUAAAUAUGACCUGUGCCUUUAACAUAUGAAAUGAGAAAAAACUUUAAUGAAGGAACAGGUUUAGAAAAAAGAUGGAGAAAUUAUUAGCAUUUGCAAUAAUCAACUAAUUCUGCUGAAUAACACUUAAUUUGUCAAAAUUUUUAUAAGGUCAUUUUUCUUUUAUUGGCGAAUUUCUUAAUUUUCUGUAUAUUUCCUUUGAUUUUAUUUUUAAGGAAAUUGACUUUAUUUUUUUCUCAUUGUAGUAACACAAGUACUACUAACAGUGUUCGGUUUUUAAUCUGCACUUAUUUAUGGUAUUAAGCAGUAUGAUGAUAGAAAUUCAUAAUUACAUAUCUUCACAAUAGGAGCACAUGCUGAAAAUGUACUGGUCCGUUUAUUGGAACAUGGGGCUUGUAAACACCAGAGUUGUUGUUUUUGAUUUUCACAAGGGGCACAUACUAUAUGUGUUAACGUUUCAGCUAAAAUUACCAUACAAGUCUUAACACAGAAAUGUCUUAAUCAUGGGAAUGCAGUAGGAUAGCACCUUGAAACAUAAGUUGUACUGGAGAAUGAAGCCUUGUUGGGAAUGCAGUUUAUUCAUUCAAAAGUGGAAUGUUAACUACUUUUUAAUGAUACUUUAAUAUCAAUCUCACCUAAAUGUGUGUACAGGAUCUUACACAAUCUCUGUUAGAAGAGGCACAUUUGACUAUUGAUACUAAUACACUCCGAUUAGCACAAUCAAGCACACUGCGAUUUCUUUGGAAGCUUGUAUGAGAAACGCAUGGAUUAGCUACACAUGCAUGGAACCAGCUUGAGUUACUACUACAAUUCCUAAUUUCACCGUCAAAUGUGUGUCCGUUUGCGUUUCGAAAACAAUGUGUGAAGGACAAUUCAGAUAACAUAUAUACAUGUUCUAUUUAUUUCAGUGAAUCAAUAAUUCUAACCAAUUUGUACUUCAUUACAAGGGGUCUUGAGUUUGAAUUAAGGACAAAUACUAAGUUAGCAACUGCUUACUUUUGUACACGCUCUUCCAUGUUUGUUAAGCCAAGUGUGCCUAUACGUAAGUGCUACCGACAACAGCAGUUCCUCCAAAGGGAGAGGGGUUUGCCUCUAAAUCAUGUUCUAUGCACAGUGUGAACAUUCAAGCGGAGGACCUUGGAAUUGUGAAAUGUAAAUGAUAUAGAUAUCAUGCACCAUUGUUUACAAAACGAAUACUGUGUGAAAGAAGUAGAGAAGGAUGUCAUAUUGUAUUUUUCUUUCUGAGGCUGAACGCGUGCUCUCAGCGUGGCCUGUACAUAUUGUAUGUUCAAUGCUCAAUUGUGGAGGUUUUUGUAGAUUGUAUUAUCGAUAUAAAGAGCAUUUCAUUCAUGUAAUGGUGAACUAUAAACGCAAAUACACAGCGGUACAUAUUCUGCUUUAAAGCUUUACUUUCUAACAAUUCUAAUACAUUUCAAAUAAAAAAAGAAAGAUGGGUCUGGGUGCUCUGCCAGUUGUAUUGUACUUCAAAAAAUAUUUCGGAGGGAUCUUUAUGAUGUCUUUGUUUACACACAUACUGGAUAUGCCAUCUGCUGGAGAGCCUUGCAUGUCACAGCUUGUCUGCCAGACAUGAGUAGCGUUCAGUUAUCUCACCUUUACCAGUCACGACAUCUCUGUUCCCAGUUAUGAUCAGUAGCAAUUCCCAGAUGUGACGUUUUUCCUCUGGAGUACAAGAAUACAUGUAAUCCCUUAAGCAUUUGUGAAUUCUGAGAUGUAGAUUUUGUUCAUUUCUCUAUUUCCUGUGGGACGGUGCAUAACCAGCAGUCUGAUAUCUAUUUAAACCUAUAGUGUUAGGACUUAGUUCGCGGCCCAUAAAUACUCUCUCACCUUAUUAUCGUGCCUCAAAGACAUUGAUUAGAUAGCUCUCACAGCCAUACCAUAGCUUUAUCUGUCAUGUAAAAGACUUACAGGAUGCACUAAAUGUUGUAAAAAUCCCUUAUGCAUAUGAUGAAUGUAUAAUUCAACUCAAGAGAAACAUAAUUUCUAUUUAAACAGUGGUAGAACAUUUAGUUAGUUUCCUGCCAACACUAUCAAUGCAGCAUUACGUUUCAAAAACAAAACGCUCUGUUCCAAGUGCUGAUCUUUGGUUGUGUUCACUUCACAUGAAAAACAUUAAGCUGUGCCUUCAGGACGUCUCACCCAGCAGGCAUAUGACUGCAGCAGCAGCAGUACUGUAAUCAGAACCCGUUGGGUUUGGAGCAGUUGCCCUCCAAUAACCAAGCACAACCCCUCUCCUCUUCCCCAGACACACACACGAGCGCACACACACAAACACACACACACUCUCUCUUUCUCUAACCAGGCCCUUCCUUUAGGAGAGUGGCGGGGGCAAUGGGGCUCCGGCUGGAAGUGUCUGCCGGACUAUUCCUCUCCGAGUUCCAAGCAUACAGCACAAGUCAGGGGUCAUCGGUGCGUAACGACCUUAAGACAGCGAGGGUCUGUGUGUUCUACAUGUCUCUCUUUAGUUUGCAAGACCAGGAGUGGGACCACGACUAUAAUGUUACACCCAUUCACUCCUCACACUGACUGACCAGUCCCUGUUACACAUGCCAAGCUUGGCCCUAUGACCGACCAGUCCCUGUUACACAUGCCAAGCUUGGCCCUAUGACCGACCAGGAGGUCAAGGAGAUUAGCUACAGAUGUUAUCUACAUGCUUGUGAUGACUGGAGGGAAGGGGCUUGGGUGUGGUGACCAUAAUGAGCAAAAUAGAGGCUCACUCAAAUUCUAUCACAUCACAACUGCCAGCUAAUAUAACUUACUAGUCUAACAAUCUGAUAGUGUCAUGAAUGUGUUUCAAAAUACAACAAAUGGUGCCAUUAUCAUGUUAUCAUUUAAUUUAAAGAUAUGUCAUGUGUAAGUGCGCUAUAAAGGGUUAGAGAAAGCCA
Messenger RNA from Salvelinus sp. IW2-2015, 10274 nucleotides. The record is from RefSeq and is a predicted model, not a curated record. NCBI's taxonomy places the organism in Eukaryota, Metazoa, Chordata, Actinopteri, Salmoniformes, Salmonidae.